This is a messenger RNA of Carassius auratus (goldfish), 6289 nucleotides long. Its product is annotated as tectonin beta-propeller repeat-containing protein 2-like. NCBI's taxonomy places the organism in Eukaryota, Metazoa, Chordata, Actinopteri, Cypriniformes, Cyprinidae. The coding region runs from base 130 to 4236 and encodes 1368 amino acids. Gene Ontology annotation, molecular function: protein binding. The transcript has 20 exons. The record is from RefSeq and is a predicted model, not a curated record.
AAAACAACAAGAGCUGUCAAAGCAGCAGAAAUGUCAACAGAUCGCCCUCUUCUAAACUAUAAAAACGUUUACGUUUCAGAAUAAAUGUGAAUCUUUCCCGGUGAGGGAACACAGAGCCAUAGGUUGACAAUGGCCACCCAUCCAGCACCACUGCCAUUGAGGGAGUUCUGCCCACUCUACUACCUUCUCAAUGCCAUCCCCACUAAAGUCCAGAAAGGUUUCCGCUCGAUUCCAGUCUACUUGACUGCAUUGGACAGCAACAGUGAUUAUAUGGCCAUUGGCAGCAGCAUUGGCAUGCUGUACCUUUACGGCAGGAGAGUAAGCCAGAUGAACAAAUACAAUAUAGAGGGCAAAUGUGAGACCAUUACUGCAGUGAAAUUGCUGAAUUGUUUCGAUGAUCUUGUGGCUGUUGGGACAGCAUCAGGCCGGGUUGCUUUCUUUCAGCUUGUGUCACCAUUGCCUGGUAGAAAUAAAGAGCUGAGAAGAUUUGAUGUUGUGGGCUUGCACAAAAGCACAAUUACUGCAUUAACAUGGAGUGCUAAUGGCAUGAAGCUCUUCUCUGGUGAUGAUAAAGGGAGGGUGGUUUGUUCUUCUGUGGACUUGGAUCAAGGAGUAUGUAAUCCAGUGGUCCUCUUUGAAGAGCCUUCAGCAAUAGUUCAGUUGGAAUAUAGUCAGAAAGUACUUUUGGUUUCGUCCCAUCAGCGCUCUGUGCUCUUCUACACACAAGAGCAGUCGCAUCAUCAGCUGGGCACUAAACCACGUAAAAGCAAUGGCAAGUUUGGUGCCUGCUUUCAACCAGCUCUGUGCAAACAGAGCGAUCUGGUUGUUUAUGCAGCCAGGCCUGGGUUGCGUCUGUGGACGACGGAUGUGCGGGGACGUGUCGGGGAGACCCACAUCCUAAAGCCACUUUUUAGUCAGGAUAUACCUCAGUUUGAGCUGUUCCCACGUUCAGGCUCCAACAGUGGCUACAAACUUUCAGAAAGACAGUUGGGAAUAGUCAACUGCUUCCAGAAGGAGGGCUGGGUCCUCAGCUGGAACGAAUAUAGUGUUUAUGUUGUGGACUGUACCAAUCAAGUCAUCAUUGGAGGAUUGGAAAGCAGUGGAGAUAUAGUGUCUGUGUCAUGCACGGAGAAUGAAAUCUUCAUUCUGAAAGGAGAUCGGGACAUUUUGCGGAUCUCAGAUUGCCCCGAGGGAUUGGUUUCCAACUUAUUAGACCACUCCAACCAUUUUACAUCUCCUCCUUCCACACCCACUAUAUUGCUGCCUCCUAAUGGUGCCGUGGAAAUUGCUCAACCAAUCAGGACCAUGCCCAUUAUUACGGAGCAGGAGACUCAAGCCAGUCCUAACUCAGAGGAGGUGCAUGAUGGGGUUGAGCAGUCAGAGGAGGUGCAGGAGGAGCAGCAUCCUGAGGAAUUCGGCCAUGGGGUAGAGGCUCUGGAGGUGGCAGAGGACUUGGAGCAGCAGCGGGCCAGUUUGGGUACAGUGGAGUCCCGCAGCCGCAGCAGCUCAGUCACCUCAUGGGAGAGUGCACAGGGCAUGUUUACCAACACGGAAGCCUCCACCUCAGAACUCUCCUCUAGCCGAUACAGCCCCAUCACCCAAGAAGAUUUCCAACAGGAGCUGGUGGUCAAGGCCAUCAAGUUGAAGAAGAAAGGCAAGAGAAGACGGCAGGCGAGUGGGACCUGUGUCAACGAGCACAGCAGCUGGUCAGAGAGCAUUUUCAGCCAGGACAGUGCAGGCAGUGAUGUUCUAAACACACCCAUGAGCGAGCCUCCUUCAGACCACACCAGCCUUCUGUGCAGCAGCCCCGACCUGCACAGUGCCGGCUCACCUGACCAGGAUGGUUCCAUCUGUGGAGAAUCCCACAAUUUAAAUGCCUUUACCAUUCAGAGCCCAUCAGAGCCCUUACACAGCGAAGAGCCUCUUCAGGAUGCAGUUAACCAAACAGCAGAGACCUUACCGGCUUGCCCUACAUCACUGGCAAUACAAGAUAUGGAGUGUCAGGUGUACAGUGAAAAUGUGUUUGCAGAAAACGAGCAAAUUGCAGCUACACCUGAUGUGGACGUGCUACUGGAAUGUACCUUCUCCUACAUGCAGGCAGCUGAUGAGCAGGACAUCAUGAAGCAAUAUGUGAAUGAGAGCAAAGACACCCUGAAGGAUUCAGAGGAAGAUUUUAAACAGAGUUUACAUGGAGACUUUCAUUUGGAUUAUGAUCCCAUUAGGCCGCUGGGUUACUCCCCGGAACCCGAGCCAACACCAUCUAGUGACGAGGAGGACAUCUAUGCACAUGGUGUGCCAUCCAGUGCUAGUCUGGCGGACGGACUGAAUGCCCUGAGCUUGCAGAGCUCAUGUGCUGACCAGAAGGAGGACGAAGAGACGCAGCUCCUCAAAGUCGACCAGUUGGCUGAAAGUUGGAUGGGCUACACUGGGCCUGGCGGUGGCAUCCUCAGUCUAGUAGUAACGGACAGACAUAUCUGGUGUCUUGACUUUAAAGGAGGCCUUUUCUGUAGCGGUCUUCCUAAUGCUAGCUUGAGCUGGCAGAAGUUUGAGGAAAAUAUCCAUCAGGUGGCGCUGUCCCCAUCAGGCUCAUUGCUGUGGAAGGUUGAGCAGAAGACCAUGACUGCUUACGCUUGCGGGAAAAUCACAAUCAAAGGGAAGAGACACUGGUACAAAGCCCUGGACGACACAGCGUUUGUGGCUCUUGGUGAUGACACAGCCUGGAUCAUUCGCACUAAUGGAGACCUGUACAUACAGACAGGGCUGAGUGUGGACAGGCCAUGUGCACGGUCAGUGAAGGUGGACUGUCCAUGCCCCAUGGCGCAGAUAGCAGCACGUGGCAUUGUGGCGUGGGCACUGAGUGAGCAGAGGGGUGUGUUUUACAGAGAGGGUGUCAGCAGCUAUUGUGCAGAGGGGGAGCACUGGAAGCAUGACACCGUCAGUGAGAGCCAAGGUCUUGAACCCAUCUGUAUUGCUAUGGGUGAGAAUAACACAGUCUGGGCAUUGGAUACUAGUGGCAACUUAUGGUUCAGAACAGGGGUCACGGCUAAAAAUCCCCAGGGUGAAGAUGAUCACUGGUGGCAGGUGAGCAUCACAGACUACGUGGUGUUUGAUCAGGGUGGUCUUUUCCAGACUCUGAUCCAGGCCACACAGACUGUCGCCACAGCCACCAGAGCUCCGGUCGAGCGGGUUGCUGAACGUCUGCGUGUGGCCUUCCUUUCCCAGCACUCCCAGUGCCAGCCUAGCCUCAUCAGUGUCAGCACCAGUGGCGUGUGGGUUGCUUCUGGACGGAACGAGUUUCACGUUGCCAAAGGCAGCCUCAUCGGGGCAUUUUGGAAGAAUAUUAUACCUAGAGGAAUAGCCUCUGCCACAAAAUGGGCAUUUGUGUUCUCCUCUGAGGCUCCAGCUAAAGAGGGGAGUUUCCUAUGGUUAGGUCAGAGCAGGAAAGACCUGUUCUGUAUCUGGGACCAAGACCUCCAGAUGCGGCCCUUCACCAUACAGUUUCCCCCAGACGUAGAGAUGGUGCAGCUCUCGGCCUGUCGUGAUGCUCUGUGGGGUUUAGAUCACCACGGCCACGUCCACAUCCGCACUUUAUCAGCCAGUUGUUCCACAGGAAUGCAAUGGACAUUACUGGACCUCAGCCAGCUUGGACAUGUGAAGUUUCUCAGUUUGUCUUGUGGCAGUCAAAAUGUUUGGGCAUGUGAUAAUAAUGGAAUGGUGUAUUUUCGGGUUGGAACUCAACCUUUGAACCCCAGCAUGAUGCUCCCUGCCUGGAUCUGCAUCGAACCUCCCGAACAGCCUGCUGGCCUUCAUCUGGUGAAAAUUCAAACUAGUCCAAAUGACCGCAUGCUGUGGGCGCUGGACAACAGAGGCAGUGUGCAUGUGCGCGUCGGCAUCACUGAAGAGAUGCCUGUCGGAACUGCCUGGGAGCACAUUCCUGGACUACAGGCAAGUCAAUUGGUUCUAAGUAUGAGGACAGCUUGGGUUCGCCUUCCUAAUGGUGAAGUGGCACGUCGAUACGGCAUUACAGAGAGAAACCCAGCUGGAGACUACUGGAAGAAGAUCCCAGGAUUGGUCAGCUGGCUUGCAGUGACCCCGAUGGAUGAACUGUGGGCAGUCGCUAGUGGGGCUCUCAACCAGCGCCUUACCAAGACUCUACAAAACAACAGGAGCAACAGCCAUGGCAACACGGGUUCUCUGAGUGGAGAGGAGCUGGAGGAAGAGUGGGAGGUGAUUUAGAUGCCACAAAUUGUCAAAAUAUCCCAGAAACACUGUUCUGUGAAAUUUCUUUCCAGGCACUUUAAUUAUUCCUUCUUAAAGGAGUAGUUCACCUAAAAAAAAGAAAAUUCUGUCGUCAUUUACUCACCCUUAUGUUGCUCAAAUUCUUAUUAGUAUAUUAGGCUCUUUUGAAAGUAAAAUAAUAUGCUGUAUUUUUCUAUUGGGGGGGGGGGGGGUUGAGCUCCUUGUGCACCUUAUGACCUGAAAUUGAAAUUUUUAUCCAGCACAUUAUUUUUGUAAGUUUUAAUGUCUACAUGCAUUUUUAGAUCAGUUAUUAUUUUUUUUAACUCCUAUUGAUUUAAGAAGGAAGUUCCGUUUAUACAUUAUCAUUCAAAAGUUUAGGUUCACUAAGAUUUUUAUUUUAUAAGAUAUUAAUACUAUCGAGCAAGAACGCAUUGGAGUGAUCAAUAUUAAGAAAAAAUGAUUAAGCAGCACAGCUGUUUUAACAUUGAUAAUAAAAAUAAAUUCAGCAGCAAAUGAGCUUAUUAGAAUGUUUCCUGAAUGAUCAUGUGACACUAAACUAAAGGCUACAGUAAUGUCUGCAAAUUCAGCUUUACCAUCACAGGAAUACAUUAUAUUUUAAAAAAUGUAUAAAAAAAUAGCAAACAGUUAUUUUACAUUUUAAGAAUAUUUCAGAAUAUUACUGUUUUUGAUCAAAUAAAUGCAGCCUUGCUGAGCAUAAAAGACCUUUGAAUGGUAGAGUAUCCUAAUGCACUUUGCUCACAACAUUGGAAAUGGUUAAUGUGAAUCUGUUUAUAGUGAAUCUACUGCUUUAGAGGGAUAGAUUAUGUAAAUAUCUCUUAUUUGACCAAACACAUUUUUAUUAUAAGUACAAGAAAUAUAUGCUACAAUAAAGUUUAGACAAGGUUGGGGGUUUGAUUCCGAGGGAACACAUGAUAGGUAAAAAUUGAUAGCCUGAAUGCACUGUAAGUCACUUUGGAUAAAAGCGUCUGCUAAAUGCAUAAAUUAAAUUUUUAAAUUUAUAAAAUAUAUUAGAGUGGCCUUUUAUUGUGGCCAGCCUAAGGCACACCUGUGUUUCAUCAUGCUGUCUAAUCAGCACCUUGAUAUUCCACACCUGUGAGGUGGAUGGAUUAUCUCAGCAAAGGAGAAGUGCUCACUAACACAGAUUUAGACAGAUUUGUGAACAAUAUUUGAGAGAAAUAGGGCUUUUGUGAACAUAGGAAAAAGUCUCAGAUCUUUGAGUUCAGCUUAUAAACAAUUGGGACCAAAACAAAAGUGUUUUGUUUAUAAUUUGGUUCAUUGUACACACACACACACACACACACACACACACACACACAUAUAUAUAUAUAUAUAUUCAGCUUUAUCUGUAAAUGCACUUGUACCUUGUUAAAUACUUGACAGGAGUGCAAUCAUAAUAGCAUUUGGCACAUACAGUAUCUGUGAGUAGUAUAGACAGCACGGCCUCUAACUUGCCUCUGUCUACACUAAAGUGACGUGUUGCUGUUUAAUGUGAGGUAUUUUAAAAGGGCGGUUUGACUUUUAAAUCCUAAAACAGAAGAAAAACUAUUUGAACUUACUACUUGGUUGAUAGAAUCUAUCAUAGUCUGUUAUGGAAAAAUACUGUAUAGUAAUGCUGGACGAGCACUCUUCAUAUACAUCCAUAUAAAGAAUGCAUCUUAAUCUCAUAGAUAACUAAAUAUCAAUUCAGUGCUAGGUCUGAUGUAUCAUUUCCUUUCUUCUUUCUUUAGUGUCUGACUGUGAAGUGUUUGUAAAUCUUCCUUUUUGACAUUUUUACACCUCAGUAAGGCAUCAUAUGCAGAUUGUUUUGGCCUGUUGUGCUCUACUAGUUUACAUUUUGCACUUAGCUCAUAUUGUAAAUCAGAUUAAGGUGAUAAAUGUGGUACACUGGGCAUGUAAUGCUAAGCCAGUGUGGUUAAAGUGGUGAUGCCGCUAAAUGUGAACUCGCAUAUUGAACUGUGACUUAACCUUUGCAAUCUUUACUCCAUGCUUAGUCAUGACAAACUUGCAAAUAAAAUCUUUACAGAAAGUG